Molecule: messenger RNA, 8169 nt
Organism: Pyrgilauda ruficollis (rufous-necked snowfinch)
Lineage: Eukaryota; Metazoa; Chordata; Aves; Passeriformes; Passeridae
Gene: TASOR2
Product: transcription activation suppressor family member 2
Exons: 23
Coding region: 172-8169 (2665 amino acids)
Biological process (GO): negative regulation of gene expression, epigenetic
Cellular component (GO): nucleoplasm
Source: RefSeq, a predicted model, not a curated record
CUCUCUCCCUCCUCCCCCGCCCGCUCCGUCCUUCCACUUCCUGGGGCCGGCGGAUGGCGGGGGCCGCCCCGCGCCGCCUCAUGCCGCCGGCCCGGUAGCGGCGCCGCGCCGGGGGCCGGGCGGGGCGGCCAUGAGGGCGGCCUGAGGGACGGCUCCGGGCGAGCCCCGGCCAUGGGCGAGAGGCGGCGCGGAGAGAGCGGCGAGGCGGGCACGGGACUGUCCCUGGAUCCCGAGGAGCAGGGCUGCUCCCUGCUGCAGCGGGCCGUGGCGCUGCUGCAGAGCUCCUCCCUGCACUCCAGCUCCCAGCAAGGCUUCCAGUACAGCAGAGCCAUCCUGGUGGAAAAUGAGCUUUUCCUGAGUGAGCUCCGAGCUUUUGCCCGAGCCAAGGCAGCUGCAGGAUACAGCCAGGAGGAGCUGCAGGAGACCUUUGCAUUCCUGCUCUUUGACAAGGAGGAGGAGGCCCAGCGGGUGUGUCAGAGCGGGCUCCGUGUCAACAGCAGCAACAUCUCCACCCUGGGGGACCCUGCCAAAGGGGUUUAUAUUUCCAAAUAUUCUGACUGUCUCCAUCCCAGCCCUUGGCACCAGGGAAAAUCAGGAUUUAUUGUCAUCUGUAAGCUCAUCAAGGGCAAGGUCAGAGCCAUCCCUGAGAGCUCCCCCAGCAGCUCCACCUGCCCCUCGCCCGGCUACGACUGCCACGUGUCCAGCGGGAGCAGCCAGUACUACGUGUACGAGGUGAGCGGGGCGGGAGCGGCCGAGCGGCCCCGCCAGGUGUGUCCCUACGUGCUGCUGGCCUGCCAGUACCGCGCGCCCCGGGAGAUGCCCGCGCCGGCCCCGCACCGCCCAGUGGAGCAGAACCACCAAGAGCCGCGGUCGCUGUCGGCAGCGCCGUGCCCGUGGCGGGGCCAGCUCUGCAUCGGGGGCCGGCGCCUCUGCACCAUCGGCCUGAGGAGCCGCAAACUCCCAGCUCUCCUUAAUCCUGAAAUUUCUGUGCUUUAUCCCCUCAGGCCUCCCAGCCUGGACAUCAAACACGUCAUGGGAUUGUCUGACUUGAAGAAAAAACUGCCAGAAGCUGCAUUUGGGAAAAAAAAUUACACUAGGAAUGAAGUCUGCUUUCAGGGUGUUUACUCCAGUCUCUACGAGGUGGAAAUAUCCAAUAAGGAUCAAUCCAGAAUGGAUCAGCUGGUGGAAAAGCUGAAGGAGAAGGAUUUGGCAAUCAUCAAAUAUUUACAGGACCAAGGAGUUCUCAUCCUGCUCACGUCCUCAGCCUUGGCACGGGAGGAUGGCCUGGAGCCCAAGGAGCCCGUCAGCCUGCUGGCCCUGUUCCUGUUCCGCUCCCCGCGGGCGCUGAGCCCCCGAGUGGAAAAGCAGGAGCCAAAGGAGAGGCAGGGGGGCAGUGCCAGGAGUGCCAUCUCCCUAAAAAUCGCCUCCGUUUUGCCGGGACUCCGCUACGCCUUAUGGAAAGCAGCCGCUUCCUCCUGCAAUGCCACGGGCAGCCCCAGCAUCCAGGAGCACCUCCAGGAAUAUGCAAAACUCCAGGAAAACUCUGAGGGCACCCCUGGGCAGAGCAGUGACAUUCCCGUGGCUCCUGUCCCCUCUCCGUGGCAGGAUGGGGGUGCUGACCCUUCCCAGAAGCUCUCGGAGCGAUCCCUGGCCCAGCUGCGCCGUUACCUCUCCAACCCCAGCAGCUUCACCCUGGGAGUCUCAGCAGCUUUGCAAUGUCUCAGUGGGGCUGGCAGGAAUCUGGGAGAUGAUCCUGGGAAUUCCUUCUCUUCCUCAGUGCCCCCAGAUCCUGCUCUUCCCACCAGAGCAGCGGGAAUAAUGCGGGAUAAGGGAGAGCUUCCCGCUUCUGCUCCGGAGAGAUUCCCUAAAAGUGUCACCUCUCCCACCAAGCCCUGGGGCAGGGAGAUCAGGAGGAAAUCCAGCAGGAUCCUUGGGAAGAGCGUGCCACCCCUCAAGGCACAAACACAUCCUGAGGAGAACAACAGCAGGAGCAGGGAGGCAGCCAAGAAAAAAACCAACGUGGCUUCCUCUUGUCCCAAAAAAUCCGGAUCUACUGGAAAUUCCAACGAGCCCAUGCUGAAAUUGGCCAAUUUGCAGUUGCCACAUGGAAGGAAAAGAGGUGCAGAGGUCCUGGCUGCAGAAAUUGUCCACAAACCCCAGUGUGAAAGUGCUGAGAAGGAAAGCUCAGCUCCCAAUGGUCCUGGCGUGGAGGCAAAGAGGCCAAAAACUGUGGAAAACCUGGACUCAAAGAAGGUUCCUGUCACUGAGAGUGGCACAAAGCCAGGGAAAAGCAAAAUGCAGAAAAACGUGGAAAACAAAACAUCAAAACCUCCAGAGAAGCAGCAGGAAGGGAGUGAGUGGAAGGAGCUGCUCUCGGAGCUCCCCAGCGAAGCCUCAUCCCAACCCCCCGGAGCAGAAAUCCCAAGGAAUGUUCAUCCCAUGGCAAUUCCCAGCGUUGCCUUUGCCCUGCCAGGGGACAACAGUGACUCCCACGCCCUGAACCUGCUGGCUGACCUGGCCCUGGGCUCCUGCAUUCCUGCCUUUAUUCCCAAGGAUUCUGGGAUCGUCCCUGUGGAAUCUGGGGAUUCCUGGGAGCAGCAGAGCCCGUCCGACCCCAAAUCCCUGCGCGUGGAUUCCGACCACAAAUACCACAGGGCAGACAAGCAGGGCAAAAAAUGCACCUCCAGCAAAGUGUCCCUGACCCAGCCACUUCCUGAAGAAACAGAUUCCAGCCAGCUGGCCUCUCCUCCCAGGGAAAAACCUUCUGGAAUUUUCAGCAGGAGCAGCGGGAUUCCCAUCCCCGCCGUAUUCCAGGUGCUCCCUCCCCGCCAAGCUCCGCAAGCCUGCGAUGUGAACAAGCACUCCAUCAUCUCAGCCGAGCACUCCUACGCCUCCCCCAUGCCCGACGAUCCCAAAGCAUCCCCAGAUCCCAAAGGGAAUCCCAGUGCUGCCCCCAGGAACCCUCCAGGAGCUCCCUUGGUCGGGAAGGUGCUGCCGUUCCGGCACCAGCAGAGCAGCGCCGCCGAGCCCGCCCGGAGCCUGAGCUCUGCCAGGAAAAAGGAGGAUUUCUCCAAGAGCCACACGGUGAAUCUCUGUGGGAAUUCCAUGAAGGUCACGUGCCGUUGGGAGGAGGAAUAUCUCUUCCACCUGGACAGCAGGUACACCAAUGAUUCCCUGGAGAAAACUGUCAUCCGUGCCCUGCAUGGGCCCUGGGAUCCCAAUCUUCCCGACGAUGUGGAAGGGAUGAAGCUGAUCCUGCACAUGUGGGUGGCUCUGUUCUACAGGAAGCCCAGCAAGCUCCUGAGCAGCUCCAGGAAGGUGGUGGAGCACAGCAAUCCCAGGAAAUUCGUCUCCAUCAACAGCUCCGGUGGCUUCCUGGAGCUCAGCGACGACAGCCAGGACUGCUUUGGCUUUGAGACGUGUCCUGCAGACUCCGGCUCGGAUCCUGACCAGACUCCCAGCAGCUCCCUGGAUCCCAGCACCCCUUCCCAGGGCGCUUCCCAGCCCGAGAAGAGCCCAGCGGAUUCCCAGACGGACGCGGACGGAGCUGCUGGAGCUGUGGACAGCACGGUGUCCUCCUCCUCUGGGGAGCUGCCCUGCGGGGAGGAGGAGGAGCCUUCCUCCACCAGCUGUCCCGAGAGCCUUUCCCUGCAGGAUCAUUCCAGGGAAAAGCUGGAUGUGGCAGGCGGGGAGCCGGAAGGCGUUCCCGAGGAGAGCGCGCGCGACGUCUCGAGCGUCACCGCGGAGGAGGCAGCCAAGGAGGACCUGCUGGAUGCCAGGAUCACCCCCAGCCCUCCCGAGGAGCUCGGCUGUCCCAGCAAAUCCCCGGAUGUGCCAGGCACGGAAAACCCCGGGAGCCAAGCCCCAAACUCCAGCACAGCUCCAUGGACAGACCCCCCCUGUGCACCUCAGGAAAACGGGGAGCAGCAGCAGGAAAACCAGCAGGGAGCAGGCUCAGGGAGUGGCCCCGGCCCUCCCGAGGAUGAGGAGGGAAUGGGAGGCUCUGGGCAUUCCCUGGACGUUGAGGAUGGCGCUGAUCCGCAGCCUGCCUGUGAUUCCGUGCCCUUGGAAGCAACUCCUGGAAGUGCAGAGCCUGGGGGAGCCACUGAGGAAGGGGAGGAAUGCCAGGAGCCCUCGGAGCACUCGGAAAAAGAGGAGAGGGAGGUGGAGGAGGAGAAGAAGGAGAACGAGGAGUUGGAGGAUGAAAGCUCCUUCGUGGGCCCCGUGGGUUUGGUGCUGUCCGAGAGCAGCGAUGCCGAGAUGGAAUGCGAGCACGGCGAGAAGAAUCCAGGGAAUUUGGCAUCUCCAGAGCAGUUUGGUGUUCCUGAAGAGGCUCCCCUGCCCAGCCCCACCUCCCUGGCACCCUCCUGCCCCGACAGAUCCUCCCCAGCGCCCUCAGAUGGGGCCGGGACUGACCCUGGAGGCUUUCCUGAGGAGAUGUCACCAAACCAGGAGGAGCUCCCGGAUCCCUGGGACGCUCCGGGCACGCCGGAGUCGGAGACAAACGGGAUUGGAGUGGCCAGUCCGGCCGAGGUGGGGUCACCCCACAGUGACAGCGGGGAGCUGGCAGUGCCCCCAGAGCCCAGCCCUGUCCGUGGGGCACAGCCCGACAGCGUUACAGACAGCCCGGGACCUGCCAGAGACACACUGGGAAACGGCUCCGGGCACAAAAACCAGGAUCAGGCUCCCUCUGGGGAACGCUGGGAGCGUGCUGGGAGCACAGGGUCCCCCUGCAGACAGGGAGUGAGCCUGGCCCUGUCCCCCGACUCCAGCUCCGUCUGCCUGACCUCUCCCGACGGCUCCGUGGAUCCGUGGGCUGCUCCGGAGGAUCAGCCCGUGGAGAGCGUCCAGUCCCCGUCCCAGAGCGACCUGGGACGGAGCAGCUGCUUCUCCCAGCUGGGUGGGGAUGACACCGAUCCCGACCCAAAUUCCCUGGAUGCUGAGGAGUCAAACCAAGGCAGGAAUGGGAUUUUGGUGGAGGAACAGCAGGGGAGCCCCUCUGCCAAUGACACGGAGGAGCUGGAUGAUCCCAUGGGAGCGGGAGAUAGCCGGGACUCCCCCUUUGAGUACACAGACAGAGGAGAUGACUGCAGAGCUGAGGAGAGCGAGGAUGUGUUCCCUGGGACAGAGAAUUCCCCUGGGAAUGACACCACAAACGUGGAGAUGGCGGAGAUGCCUCUCCACCAUCACCUCCUGGAAUCAGAGCCCUCCUCCUCCAUCAGGGAGGGCAUCUCAGCCAUACAGGAGCUCCCCAGGCAGCAGCAGAGCUUCCCAAACCUCCACGGGGACUCAGCUCCUGCUUCUCCUGGCGCCGGAGACUCCAACCCCGGCAUUCCCGCCGUGCCGGGCCGGCGGGAGUCGGUGCUGUGCCGCCUCUGGAAGCCGUGCCGGGAAGGAGGAGCCACGCAGGUGAGUGUGGCUGCCUGGAGCCUGGAUGGCUCCUUCCAUCCCAGCUGUUCCCAAGAGCUGCUGGAGUCCCCAGCUCCCUGCUCCCCCAUGGAUGCGCCAGCGGAGCCGGGAUCUGUUCCUCCUUCUCCGUGUGAUCCGUGGGACGAUCCUGCAGAGCUGGGCUCGCCGCUCCCUGAGACGCUCCCCGGGAUGCUCCCUGACACUCCAGACAGUGCCUGGUGGGCCGGGAGCCAUGGCAGCCCCGGGAGGAGCCCCAGGAGCUGUGGCAGCCCCGGGAGGAGCCCCAGGAGCUGUGGCAGCCCCAGGAGGAGCCCCAGGAGCUGUGGCAGCCCCAGGAUCCGUGGCAGCCCUGGGAGCAGCCCCAGGAGCCAUGGCAGCCCUUCCUGCCAUGGCAGCCCCAGGAGCUGUGGCAGCCCCAGGAGUGGUGGUAGUCCCAGAAGCCAUGGUAGCCCCAGGAGCCAUGGCAGCCUGAGGAGCCAUGGUAUCCCCAUGAGCAGUGGUAGCCCCAGGAGCUGUAGCAGCCUCAGGAGUGGUGGCAGCCCCAGGAGCCAUGGCAGCCCCAGGAGCCAUGGUAUCCCCAGGAGCUGUGGUAGCCCCAGGAGCUGUGGUAGCCCCAGAAGCCAAGGCAGCCCCAUGAAUGGUGGUAGCCCCAGGAGCUGUGGCAGCCUCAGGAGCCAUGGUAGCCCCAUGAAUGGUGGCAGCCCCAGGAGCUGUGGCAGCCCCAUGAAUGGUGGUAGCCCCAGGAGCUGUGGUAGCCCCAGGAGCCAUGGCAGCCCCAGGAGCUGUGGUAGCCGUGGUAGCCCCUGGAGCCAGGCAGGGGAUGCCGGAGGGAGCCCCAGGGAGGAGCCCUUCCUGCCAGAGGACCUGGAAGGAGGCAGCAUUCCCAGUCCUGCACCUUUCCCAGCCUGGGAGUGUCCCCUGUGCGAGCCCUGGGAUGUGUGUGAGCACAACCCCGAGGGAUCCCAGGCGUUCCCCGAUCCCGACAGUGCCGGCACCGAGGUGGGACAGGGAGAAAUUCCAGCUUCUCCCAUCCCAUGGGACGAGCCCAGGGAACUCUCUGGAGAGCAUCUGGAGUUCAGUGAUGCUGAGGAUAUUUCGGAUCUGCUCCCAAGGGAAGAGCAGCUCCCAAGCCAAGACACACGUGAGGGCUUGGCCUUUGAAGAGCCACUGGAGAAUUCCUUUGGUGACUCAGACCAGGAAUAUUUUGAGGGGAAUUCUCGCUCCCCUCUUCCAAGCAGGAGUUCCUGCAUCAUGAGAUCCACGGAUGCUGCAGGAGCAAGGACUACCUGGGACAGCUCCUCCAGGAGCUCCGUGCACACAGAGGAGCGUGGGGAGGCCUGGGACUGGGACACCCCCAGGGAUUACGGGAGCUUUGUGGUCACCAGGCAGUGCCAGGAGAGGAUGGAACAUUUCCAGCUUCCCAGGAGGCGCAGCCGCCGUGCCCGGGAGUCUCACCUGGCCCGCUCCCUGAUGGGAACCUGGAGGGGCUUUGAGGAAAUCACCCAGAACACUUUGGACAUGGAGUGUCUCCGCUUCCAUUAUAAGCUAAAAGAAAUCCUAAGGAAUGGCAAACCCCCAUUUUCUACCUCCAAAAGCAUCUUCCCAACGAACUUUCCUCCCCGCCACGCCCCCAUCCCGCUGUCCCCGCGCAGCAGGAGCCCCUUGCAGGUGACAAUUCCCCCCUCGGGCGCGUGGCCGGACGGGCUCCACUCCCACAGGGACGCUUGGGCCAGCAGGAGAGGCCGAUGCCGGGCCAGGAGCCGGCACGCCGGGGCUGCCUUGCGCCUGGGCAGGCUGCGGUACGAGCACGCCCCGCCGGAGCCGCGCGGGGACGUGGCCGGCAUCCUGGACGAGUUCUCCGAGUUCCAGAGGGUGCUGCAGGCCAGGGCCGAGCCCGGCAGCGCGGCCCCGGCGCGGGGGGAGGCCCAGCCCCGCAGGACGGCGGCGUUCCGGGGCUUGGUGACGGAGCUGUGCGGGGCCCUGCGCUGCCACCUGCGCCGCGUGGCCGCCGGAGUGCAGCCCGGAAUGUUCUACCUGCUGGAGACUGGGAAGGAGCCCUUCUUCGACAGGGUGAAGGCGCUGCUGAAGGCAGAGGGGUUUGUGAGGAUGGAGCCCCUGAAGUUCUGCAGAGCCCAGCCCCGGGACAGCGAGCGGCUGCUGGUCAUCGUCAGGAACGAGGACAUCGCCUCCCACAUCCACACCGUGCCGUGCCUGCUGGAGCUGAAGCGCUGUCCCAGCGUGGUGUUCGCCGGCGUGGACGAUCCCGAGGAGGUGACAGGUGACACAUUCCAGGAGCUCUUCCAGGCUGGAGGAUUCGUGGUGUCUGAGGAGGAGCUGCUGGAAAGGGUGACCCUGGGCCAGCUGAAGGAGGUGGUGAAGGUGCUGGAGAAGCUGAACAGGAGCGGGAGGUGGAAGUGGCUCCUGCACCACAGGGAGAGCAAGAAGCUCAGAGAAGACCUCAGGGACGAUGCCAGUGCCCAGAAGAAGCAGCUGCUGCUGAGGUGGUGCCAGGGGGCAGAGCUGCUGGAGCUGCUGCCCUUCCACGGCUGCGACUCCGCGGCCGAGCCCCGGCGCGCCCAGUGCCUGCUGGAGCUGCAGGUGCAGCACGUCCGCGCCAGGUUCGCCGUGUACCUCACAGAAAAUCCCAGCAGCAGCUGCAGGGAGAUCCUGGAAAGCAAAGGGAUUCUUGUGGCUGACAUCAGCACCUUCCUCGGGACGGUGCAGAAAGUGGCUGCUCCCUUCAGAAGAAGCUACUGGUAA